This is a messenger RNA of Onychostruthus taczanowskii (white-rumped snowfinch), 1887 nucleotides long. RefSeq names its product immunoglobulin like domain containing receptor 1 (gene ILDR1). The transcript is spliced from 8 exons. NCBI's taxonomy places the organism in Eukaryota, Metazoa, Chordata, Aves, Passeriformes, Passeridae. Gene Ontology annotation, cellular component: plasma membrane. The record is from RefSeq and is a predicted model, not a curated record. The coding region runs from base 30 to 1652 and encodes 540 amino acids. Gene Ontology annotation, molecular function: high-density lipoprotein particle receptor activity.
GCGGAGGAGGAGGAGGAGGAGAGCGCGCCAUGGCUCAGCGCGGGCGCUGCCGGUGGGCGCUGCUGCUGGCCUGGCUGCCGGCCGGUUGCCUGUCGCUCCUGGUGACAGUGCAGGAUGUCGAGCGUUACACCACCUUAUUUGCCACUGUCAUCCUCAAGUGUGACUACAGCACCUCGGCACAGCUGCAAGACGUGGUGGUGACCUGGCGCUUCAAAUCCUUCUGCAAGGACCCCAUCUUUGACUACUACUCAGCCUCAUACCAGGCUGGUUUAGCCCUUGGCCAGGACCCCUCAAACGACUGCAAUGACAGCCAGCGGAAGGUGCGCAUUGUCAUCCAGAAAUAUGGGCAGAAGGACCCUGUGCUGGGCAUCGACUACCAGCAGCGAAAGAUCACCAUUCAGAACCGAGCAGACCUGGUCAUCAGUGAGGUCAUGUGGUGGGACCAUGGCAUGUACUACUGCACUGUGGAAGCACCAGGAGAUACCUCAGGUGAUGCGGACAAAGAAGUUAAGCUGAUUGUUCUCCACUGGCUCACAGUACUCCUCAUCAUUCUUGGUGGCCUCCUCCUCCUUCUGCUGAUCGGGAUAUGCUGGUGCCAGUGCUGCCCCCAGUAUUGCUGCUGCCACAUCCAGUGUGGCUGCUGUCCAACACGAUGCUGCUGUAAUCAGAAAGUACUGGAACGGCACCAGUUCAUGAAGCGGGCUCAGGCACUUGCACCUUGGUUAUCACCCAACAUGUUCUAUGGAGCUGGUGACAGGAACUCAAAACUUUCCUCUUACCAGCUGAACCCCCUGCUGCAACAAGAUGUAUCUCUGCAGAACAGUCUUCAACUGGUGCAGCCGCAAGCCCAGCCUUCCCAUAAGAAUGGUGUUUUGGACUAUCUGGAGUCUGAAAUCCAAAACCUGAACAUGUCCCAGCUGCGGCCACCCUCCCACCAGCGGCAGGCUGUGCAGCCCAGCUUGCUGUCCUCGCUGGGCUCCGACAUCGUGCCACCUCCUCUUGCCGACCACAUCUCCUCCAUCCAUGGGAGCAGCAACUCCUCAAGGCCACAAAGAGCUGCCCGCACCCCGAGGCCCUGGGACUCUGCAGCAGAAGACAGAAGGGAAAACCAGAGGCGGCCCUUGCCUUCCAGUGGGGAUUCUCAUUCCAGCUACAGUCAGGAGCCCUGGGACAGGCAGCGAGAGGAUCCUCCUCAGAGGCAGAGAACAGGUGGCUACAAUGGCAGGCCCCAGCACUCCAGACGGGAUGUGUCACCCCCACGCCAAGCUGAGAGAGGGAAGGGCAGCAGCAGCUUCUAUCCAGAGGAGACCAAGGAGCGCUCCAGCCACCAUCGUGCUGGUAGGCAGGAGCUCGGGGGAAGGCGAGAAUACGAGCACCAUGCUGGGAGGAGCAAUUACUCUGGCCAGAACUGGCACAGCUACUCCCCCUCCUCUUCUCCCAGGGGCUCCUGGAGCUCCUCAGAAGAGCAAGUCCGUGUGCCGGUGUCAAACCGCAGGCGGAGGAACCGCAGGUCCCGGGAGUGGCCAGAAGAGAAACCCCCCAGUUACCGCUCCUUAGAAAUCAUCCCAGCUCAGGACAAGAAGCACAAAGGCAGCGCAGGGACCCGCUCGGACAGAGGAAGUUCCCACAGUGGAAGAAGCAUAGUCAUUUAAUGUCAGUACUGGAAGAACUAAGAUUCCCACUGAACUCCUUGUUUUUCUACUAUUUAGGUUGGCAUGGCUGCUUUUGAUUGAGCAGAUAAACAGCAAUAAAAGGUUGGGCUAAGUUCUAAUGGGCUGAGGUUCAUUAAAACAUUCUAGUAGAAACAGCAGAUUUUUUAAGUAAACAGUGUAUUCCAGUCUUUGAAGAGAGAUACCAGUUCUCCCGAUUAAGUGCAGUGGCACUGCA